AUGGGCUCUAUGAAAUCAUCUCUGGUGUGUCUAGGGGCACUUAUCGUCCUAAUCAUCGCUACCCCUAUAGACGAAACUUCAACCCCAGCUGUCUCUGCUCGCGCUGAGGCUACCGUCUUCAUGUGUGACGACACCCGCUUCAGAGGCCAUGAUGUCCCGGAGAGCUUCAUUGACCGCAUCAGCUCUAUCCGUAAUAAUGAUAGGAAUAAAGACACUUGCACUUGGUAUCGGGAGCGGCAAUGUCGAGGGGAGUCCUAUCGUAACCAGGAUGAUGAUAAUUUAGCUGACGGUAAUGGCCACUUCAACGAUGCUAUCCGAAGUUAUGAGUGUAAGAGAAAGUAA
This is a messenger RNA of Colletotrichum scovillei, 342 nucleotides long. RefSeq lists its product as uncharacterized. The record is from RefSeq and is a predicted model, not a curated record. The coding region runs from base 1 to 342 and encodes 113 amino acids. NCBI's taxonomy places the organism in Eukaryota, Fungi, Ascomycota, Sordariomycetes, Glomerellales, Glomerellaceae. The transcript is spliced from 3 exons.